AGCAACACGCAAUCGCAUUGCAACCGCAGGAACAUCUGAAUAUGCUGCAGGUUUUCCCUCGCUUUCCAACUCCUUACCGGGUAUGGGAUUAACUUCUACCAUAAGUCGUAGUGCUAUGGAGGAGAAUAAUUUUUUCGCAAUCGAUGCACGCACCGGCCACCUAACAUUGUCACGACACCUUGACUAUGAAACAGCACUGCGGCAUGCAUUGAUUGUGACAGCUACGGAUAGCGGUAAACCGCCCUUAUCGGCGAACCUCACCAUACUCGUGGAGGUUCAGGAUGUUAACGAUAAUCCACCGAUGUUUGAACGCAGGGAAUAUUCAGUGAAGGUGUUGGAGUCAUUGCCUAUUAAUUCUCAGAUCCUGAAAGUGACAGCCAUCGAUCUGGACACCGGUAACAAUGCACGCAUCACCUAUAGUUUGGUUAACAGUGUAAACACCACUUUAAGUUUCACCUCAGCUCGUAAACUACCAACACCAACCUUACUGCAUCUCAGUGGCGGUGGCUUUACUACUUCCAAACAAAGUAUUUCUGCCGAGGAAGCGCAAGUGGCAAACCUCUUUGGCAUUUUUCCCAACAGCGGUUGGUUGUAUCUGCGUGGCACAUUGGACCGAGAAUCGCGCGAUCGUUAUGAGCUCAUUAUUAUGGCAAGCGAUAAUGGUACACCAGCUGCGCAUGCACGAGCACGUGUCACUGUUGAAGUGUUAGACACUAAUGACAAUGACCCGCGCUUCUUGAGCAGCGCAUACGAAUUCUCCAUCGAAGAAAAUAUGCACCGCGGUGCCCUGGUGGGCGUGGUAGCUGCCACCGACUUAGACUUGUAUGAGAAUGCUGAGAUUCUCUAUACGUUGAUACCAUCUAACACGAGCUUCCAAGUAAAUCCCAAUACAGGUGAGAUCACCACCCGUGAAUCGAUCGAUCGCGAGCUACGCGCCGUUUACGAUCUAGUGGCGGAGGCUCGCGAUCAAGGUACCCCCUACCGCAGUGUGCGUGUACCCGUCAAGGUGCACAUAGCCGAUGUCAACGACAAUGCGCCGGUCAUUGUUGAUCCACAAGAGGAUGUGGUCAGUGUACGCGAAGAUCAGCCGCCUAGCAGUGAAGUGGUACGUAUUCGUGCCGUCGAUCGCGACAACGGGCAGAAUGCUUCGAUCACCUACUCGAUACUGAGAGGCCGUGAUUCAGACGGUUACGGGAUGUUCAGCAUUGAUGCGGCUACGGGUGUAAUUCACACACGAGUCGUUCUAGAUCAUGAGGAUCGAAGUAUUUAUCGUUUGGCGGUGGCAGCCACGGACGGUGGCAAUCCACCUAAGAAGUCGAUACGUUUGUUGCGCGUUGAGGUGUUGGAUUUAAAUGACAAUCGUCCAACGUUCACUAGCUCCAGUUUGGUGUUUCGGGUUCCCGAAGAUGUUCCCGUUGGCUAUGUAGUCGGCUCGGUAAGCCCCAAUGAACGCAUCGACCAGCAAAAUAUAAUCGACAGCAAUAGUGAUCUCUUUAUCACAUACACCCUCGCAUCACAGGGAAAGGACAUAAUCGAAGGUGCAUUCGACAUUGACCGCCAUACGGGUUCGCUGGUGGUCGCACGUAAACUAGAUCGCGAAACCCAGUCCGAGUUUCGUUUAGAGAUACGAGCCUUGGACACAAGCGCUAGCAACAACCCCCAAAGCAGCGCAAUCACGGUAAAGGUGGAGAUCGCCGACGUAAACGAUAAUCCGCCCAGAUGGUUAAAUGAUCCCAUUCACCUGCAAGUUAGCGAAUCUACCGUUAUUGGCGCUAUAAUCUACAACUUUAGUGCUACAGAUACGGACUCGGGUAGCAAUAGCUACCUUCAAUAUAAGCUCUUAAGUUACACGCCCCUCAACAACGACAGCAGCGAAUCCUUCAGCGAACAAACAUCGGCAGAACUCAAAGAUGCAGAACCACUAUUCUGUAUUGAUGCGCUAACUGGUGCACUAGCACUGCUUGCCCCACUCGAUUAUGAGGAGGUACGGAGCUACAUACUCAUCGUUGAGGCCAUGGAUCAGCCGUCUAAUGUGAGUUCGCGCCUGCGUACCACAGUUACAGCCGUUUUACAGGUGACGGAUGUUAAUGACAAUGCGCCACAGUUUGUGUUUCCUGUUACUAUCAGCACACCAGCAGAGCAUCGAUUCCACAUGCCACCCGUCGCCACAAUACGAAUCAGUGAUGCACUGCGCAUUGGCGAAACAGUUGCUCAUAUCGUGGCUGUGGAUCGAGAUGCGGGCGCGAAUGGAGAAAUCACCUAUGCAAUUGUCAGUGGUAACGAGGCGGGAUACUUUCAGAUGAAUUCAAGGGCGGGUUAUAUUGAGUUAACGAAAUUAAUACCACCGGUUAUGCUGGGUAGCUCUGGCGAAAAACCGGUGACUUCUAGUGUUCAGAGGAACAGUUAUAAUUUGGUAAUAAGCGCCAGUGAUAAUGGCAAACCAACGGCUCGUCAAUCGCUGUUGAAGCUACAUAUUUUAGUGCAAGGAACUAGCAGGAAUCCACCACGUUUCCAUCAAUCAGUGUACUACGCGAACAUAACCGAGAACACAGCCAAAGGUACAUUUGUGCUGCAAGUGACAGCGAAAUCUUUCAACGACAAUGGUGGAAAUGUCGGCAAUAAAUUCAGCAUCGAUAUGCAUACGGGCGAAUUGACUGCACGCCAUCUCGAUCGUGAGCAGUAUUCACAUUAUCUGCUUCAGAUCCAGGCUCAAGAUCGUGGCUCGCCCAAAAAUUUCCAAGGUCACUGUAACAUAACAGUUCACGUUGAAGAUGAGAACGACAACGAUCCUAGCUUCGAACAGGCAAAGUAUAUGGCCAGCAUACCCGAGAAUACACUGGUCGGUACAAGUGUGUUGCACAUAAAAGCGACAGACGCUGAUUUGGGUAUCAAUGCGCGUCUGGUGUAUUCGUUGGCCAAUGAAACACAAUCGAUGUUCACGAUUGACAGCAAAUCCGGCAUCGUCACUACAGUGAGGCCCUUGGACCGAGAGCGUCAGUAUGUAUACAAUUUCAUGGUGGUCGCAACUGAUGGAGGUCGUUACAGUACACGUUCUGCAAGUGUGCCCGUGCAAAUAGUCGUCGAUGACGUGAAUGACAACCGGCCCAUCUUCGAGCGUUACCCUUUCAGAGCACAAGUACCUGCACUCGUUCAGCCUGGCCAAAUGCUCCUACAAGUCGGUGCUACCGACGUCGAUACCGGCAUGAACGCUGAAGUUCUUUAUUCACUGGGCAACAAUGCUGACGCAGCGACACGCAAUAAAUUCCGAAUUAACCCCAACACUGGCGUGGUGAGCGCUACACAGAGCCUGGCUAGUGAAUCAGGUCGGCUGCUGCACAUUGAGGUGGUGGCACGGGACAAAGGCAAUCCGCCGCGCGUUACCCUCGGCCUCAUAGAAUUGCGCGUAGGUGAAAAGGCAGUCGGCACACCGGUGCUACGUUUCCAAAACGACACUUAUCGACUAAAGUUGCGUGAAAAUAUGGCAGUGGGCAUGAGUGUGCUGCAGGUUUCAGCAGUGCGGACCGAUGGCCGACGGCAGCAGAUCCACUAUUCCAUUGGCACUGGGAAUGAGGAUGGUGUGUUCACAAUAAACUCUACCACUGGUGAGAUAAAAGUCGGUAAUGCAGCCCACUUGGACUAUGAACGCUAUAUAGGUAUCGCAUUGGAAGCUACGAGAGUAAGUGGCAGCUAUACAUAUCGUGGGCGUGCCAUGUUAUAUGAAGGUGAAGAAGAGUUGGGUGCCACCGGUGUAACCAGUUCCGUAGAGGAACUGUCUGAUAAUCAGCGAUCACCUCGUAACCAGCGCGAAUUACAGACGUCUGCCGCCAAAGAAAAUAAACAAUUUUCUUCCUCCGCCACUCAUCCGCAUGAAUUGCGUUUGGUUCUCGUCGCGCGCACCAGUGCCACACCCGUGCUCUACGGCUAUGCAGAGUUGAUCAUCGAGUUGGAAGAUGAUAAUGACAAUAGUCCACACUUCACGCAAUCACAAUACUCUACAACGGUAUGGGAGGGCAACAAUAAGGGCACAUUCGUGGUGCAGGUGCAGGCAUUCGAUGCGGAUGAGGGCGCGAAUGCACGCAUUCUCUAUCAUAUUGUCGAUGGCAAUCACGAUAAUGCAUUCAUCAUAGAGCCCGCAUUCAGCGGCAUAGUGAAGACGAACAUUGUGUUGGAUCGCGAGAUCCGUGACAUGUAUAAGCUAAAGGUGAUCGCAACUGAUGAGGGAGUGCCACAAAUGACGGGAACGGCGCUGAUACGUGUACACAUAGUGGAUGUGAACGACAAUCAGCCGACCUUUCCUCCGCACAGUGUGAUUAGUGUUAGUGAAGGUACUGAAUUGGGUACAGUUAUCACCACAGUUUCAGCAAAUGACGUAGACACUUACCCAUCCCUCACAUAUUACUUCGGUGCCGAUUUAUCCGACACCCAACAACUCCUACACAAGUCUCUUUUUGCACUAGAUCGCUACAGCGGAAAGCUCACACUCAAGCGGUAUCUCGACUAUGAGGGUCAGCAGGAAUACCAACUGGAGAUAAUUGCUUCGGACAAGGCCCAUGAAGUACGCACCAUAUUGACAGUUCGCGUAAGCGACGAGAAUGAUAAUGCACCAAUUUUUGAGGCCCAGCUGCCGCCAGCUUAUGCAACAACUCUGCCCGACGAGCAAGUAAUCAGCACAUACGCAGCCUCUGAAAGCAUCGAACUGAUUACUGUCAAUGCCACAGAUGCCGAUGCAGAAGGCCACAACUCCGAGAUACAUUAUAGCAUUGAACCACUAUUGCGUGGUUUUAGCAUCAAUGAACGGACAGGAGCAGUGUUUGUGAAUAUGACACGCCUCGGCAGUGUUACCACCGACUUUUAUGUGACUAUCACCGCGCAAGAUGGUGGCUUACUGCCCUUAAAAACCGCUACGGUUUUGCGUGUAUGCAACAGCAAGAGUAAUAAUGGACAUGUCCAAUUUUUACAGACACAAUAUCGUGCCCAAAUCAACGAAGCUGCGCCAAUCGGCACUGUCGUCCUACACCUCGGUCAAGAAAUACUCAAUGCGCAUGCAGAGCGCGCUGCAGGUACGCUAGUAUUUAAAAUAAUUUCUGGAAAUGAGGAUGCAGAUUUUGAAGUUUACCAGUCGAGCGCUAUAGUACUGGUUAAGUCGCUUGACCGCGAACGCAAUGAUCUAUACAAACUACGAUUGGUGGUGAGUGAUACAAACGCUUCAUCACAACCAUAUCUGGCACAAGCAGCGGACAACUCAAGUUUCGCAAUCAAUGUAUUUGUUACUGUAGAGGACGCCAACGACAAUGCACCGAAGUUCGCCAUUAAUGGCAAAUACCAGGCUGAGGUUAGCGAACUUGCUCCACUUCGCCACUCCAUAGCAAAGCUAUUGGCCACCGAUGCUGAUUUAGAGAAUACGCCUUACUCCGAAGUAGUGUACGAUAUAACAUCAGGUAACGAUGAGGCUAUGUUCACCAUCGACCUCGUGUCAGGUGUGUUGUUCGUGAACAACAAAUUAGAUUUCGACACAGGGGCAAUGUGCUACGCGUUAAUGAUACGCGCCUGUGACAGUGCGCCGGAACCACUCUGCAGCAUACAGUCAUUUCGUUUGUGUUUGUGCGAUGAAAAUGAUAACGUGCCGCAUUUUCCAGUCACGGAAUAUAUUGAGUUUGUAGGCGAAAAUGAACCAGUAGGCAUCAGCGUAUUCAAAGCCCGUGCAACCGAUUUGGAUCGCGGCAGAUACGGUCGUCUGAACUACACCAUCGAUCAGGAGGCUGUAGGACUGGAUGAUCCUUCAUGGAAGAUGUUUCGCGUCGACCAACAGACGGGUAUUGUCACUUCCAACGCCGUAUUUGACUAUGAAGAACGACACCGCUACGAUUUUGUGUUGCGCGCUACAGAUAGCGGUGGCAACACAGUGGGCGUUAAGGUUCGGAUUGAAAUUGAAUCAAAAGACGAGUACGCGCCACAGUUCACGGAGCGCACUUAUCGCUUUGUGAUGCCAUCGCCGUCAGCUAGCGACUUGCAGCUGGGCUAUGUUGUGGGCCAGGUGUCUGCAACGGAUCGUGAUAGGGGACCUGACGGACGUAUUGUAUAUCAAUUAAGCUCUCAGCAUGCUUACUUCAAGGUGAACCGUACAACCGGCGCGGUGGUUACCAAAAAGAAACUCGAUGACAAUUUUGAUGAUAGGCGUGAUAUCAGCCUAGUCAUUGCCGCUGGCUCAGGGAGACAAGGUUCACUAACUAACAUGACAGUUGUAGAGAUCUCUUUAGAUCCUUUAGGCGAUCCGGCGAAAAAUUUAGCGAGCAAUGGUGCUGCAGUUGGAGGUGGCAGUGGAGUAGCAGAUUGGUUAGUGGGACUAAUCGUAGCCAUUUUACUAAUGCUUUGCGCCUCAGCCGGAAUUUUUCUGUUUGUCCGUAUGCGCAGUCGCAAGCCAUGCAAUGGGAAUAAGCCUCAUCUUAGCACUGAAACUGCUGGCGUUUCAAACAGCUACGACGAUCCUAGCGCCUUCAAUACGAUUCCAAUAUUAAGUGCAGUUAAUGCUGGUUUGGCGGGUAGCAGCGGUAGCAGUGGAGUAGUCGCGCCUUCGAUGGGGCAAUUUGCGCCACCCAAAUAUGAUGAAAUACCACCUUAUGGCGCUCAUGCGACGAGUUCCAAUUCAGGGGCUGCAACGACAUCUGAGCUUUCUGGCUCAGAACAUUCGGGCUCUAGUGGGCGUGGUUCUGCGGAAGACGAUGGUGAAGAUGAAGAAAUACGUAUGAUCAAUGAAGGGCCGUUACAUCAUCGCAAUGGCGCGACUGGCGGCAAUGGAGAAGAUGGACGUAUAUCCAAUACCUCUGUGCAGAAUACACAAGAAUACUUGGCACGCUUGGGCAUUGUUGAUCGCGAGGCUACUGGUGCUGCUUCGAACUCUUCCCGCCGCUGUGCGGAUGGUAUACUUAGCUCGCAAAACGACGGUCAUCUGCAUCAUCCGCUGCAGAUGCACAUGUACGACGAAGAUCCUGCCGCCCAAUCAGAUAUCACCAACCUUAUCUAUGCUAAAUUAAACGAUGUUGCAGGUGCGGCAUCAGAUCGUGUAAGCAACACAGAUGAAGCCGCAACCGCAGCCGGUAGCAUGGCCUCUACCGUGGAUCAAGUAAUAAACUUUGGAAAUGUAUCCGUCGGUCAUGUACCUGCAAAUGUUGGUCCCCCCAUGAAUGGUUCAUUGAGCUCCAUAGUGCACAGCGAAGAAGAGCUUACCGGCAGCUAUAACUGGGAUUACCUGCUCGAUUGGGGACCGCAAUAUCAACCGCUGGCGCAUGUCUUCUCUGAGAUAGCUCGCCUCAAAGAUGACAACAUGUCUGUGCAUAGCGGCAAUAGCGGUGCUUCCUCGAGCGCCAAGAGUAAACAGUCCCAAGCGCAGUCAAUAGGCACCGUGAAGACACACAUUUCACCACCACUACUAACAAACGUGGCGCCACGUGCAAUCAACAUGGCAGUAUUAUCCGGUGCUGGCGUGGGUGUGCGGCUGCCGCAAACUCCCCAACACCAUAUUACAACCACAGCGCUAAGCGGGUCGACGACGCGCGGCCAAGUUAACGCUAGCGGCCAAUAUAUGGCACCGCGCUCGCCCAUCAGUCACGAUACACCCGGAGGAUUCAGCACUUCGACCGCGAUGUCGCCAUCCUUCUCCCCGUCACUUUCACCUUUAGCCACUCGCUCACCAUCCAUAUCACCGCUCGGAGGUGUGACUGGACAUCACUUAGUAUCGCUGCCGAGGCAUGCGCCCCAACCAACGCAACGAGGUAAAACAACGUUGCUGGUGGAGCAAGAAAUGCGCGUGAGAAUGUGAUGAAAAUAGACAAAAGUGCUGAAAAGGGCACGUAGUAGUUAUUAGGUAGAAUGAAAGAUUAAGACAACCAACAAAGUGAUCAUUAGUUUUGUAAGCUGGUUUUAAAUCAGCUAAUUUUACAUUCAUAUGUGUAUCUAUACCACAAAAUCUAUAUUCGGAAAUAUAUAGGUACGAACGUAAUCGUAGAAAUAAGGAAAUUUUAAGAAUCAUUUAGAUUAAGGAGUACUUUGGAGCUUGGUGAGUUACCGGUUCAAUAAGAUAGGCUGAAGCCUAGUGACAUUUAGAACUGAUCUAAACUCACCACUAUCGGCUGUGGUAUUAUCAUUUUAGCCCAAACCAAAGCCAAAACUUACAACAGCUUAGCCUUAGAAAUUCGUUAGGAAUUAUUAAUAUGUAUUUUAUUAAUAUUAUUAAUAUGUAAAAAUGUCAGCUGUAUCGAUUAAUAAUAUCUACUGGUUUACAGCAAAAACGUUCAAUGGAUUCCACUGUCCAAUUCCUCUAUAAAAUUGCUCGCUGAUUUCGAAAAUCUAUUUAAUUUUUUAUUCUAUGGAUAAGUUUUCGAGAUACUUUCAAUUUACCG
Molecule: messenger RNA, 8396 nt
Organism: Rhagoletis zephyria (snowberry fruit fly)
Lineage: Eukaryota; Metazoa; Arthropoda; Insecta; Diptera; Tephritidae
Gene: ds
Product: dachsous cadherin-related 1
Biological process (GO): homophilic cell-cell adhesion
Cellular component (GO): plasma membrane; cell-cell junction
Molecular function (GO): calcium ion binding
Source: RefSeq, a predicted model, not a curated record